CCCCGUGACCAAUAGGACAUGGUCAAUGGAUACAGCAAAAACCGGGAGCUCACAAUAAAUUAAAUGUUAUACCUAUUAGAUUUUUUUUAUUUUUAUUAACGUCUACAAAUACCCCUUACAAUAAUACAAAAAUAGAGAACAAACAGUGUGAGAGAAAAUACGCUACAUUGAUGUGCGCAUGUCCAGUCUAGCCUUUUAAGGCGUGCGAGCACAUGCACGAGCGAGCGGCUGUAGUGUAUUAUUUUAGUAACUGUUACACACUGUGAAAAUAGUGUUUACAAUGUAAUACAGCUAUGGCUGACUGUACCGUUUUCACCUACACUAACGAGGACUUUAUAAGCGAUGUUUGUUGCGGACAGCAGAGCAUGUCGAGGUUUGACGUGGCGCUGCGGUGCGGAUGGACAGAGAAGAGAAACGCCGGUCUGUUCCGGUAUCAUCUUGACGAGCUGGAGACCCGGACCCUCCCCGGUCCGAGUGCCUACAUCGCUCAGCUGAACAUCAUGAGGGGCAUCGAGAGACGAAAACCUCAGGAGAUCCUGAGCGUCCGGCAGAACUUUGACCCCCGCCAGUUCAAUUUCAACAAGAUCAACCCCAAAGAGCUGCUGUUCGAGCUACAGAAAGAGUGUGAAAGCCCGUGUGACGCUGGAUGCCAUCAAAAUAGUUCAAAAAGGAAGUGCAAAGUCAUUAUAAACGUAAGUCCGUUGGAAUUCGGUCACUGUCUGCUCGUGCCAGAACCGGACAGGUGUCUCCCACAGAUCCUGACCCCUCUGGCGGUCCAGAUGGGGAUAGAAGCGGUCCUCCUGAGCGCUGAUCCGGGAUUCAGAGUUGGUUUCAACAGCCUAGGUGGUUUUGCUUCAGUCAACCAUCUUCAUCUUCACUGCUACUACCUAAAUCACCAGCUGAGGGUGGAAACCUCCCCGGCUGAACCGAUCCUGCCGAAGAAAAACUUGUAUGGCCUUCUGGACUUCCCAGGAGGUUUUCUGUUCUAUACACAGGGCCCAGACCUGGAUUUGACAGUCAAUGCAGUUUGUAGUCUCACUGAUAUUAUGGUUGAUAGGAACAUCGCACACAACCUCUUCAUCACCCGAGGUUGCCCCCCACGGAGGGAGCGUGACCCGUCUGUGUCCCGGAAUGGGGUGAGGGUUAUCGUAUGGCCUCGGCUGUCCUGUUUUGGGGCCAAAGAAGAGGCGGCCUUCAACGUUGCCCUGUGUGAGCUCGCCGGACAUCUUCCUUUCAAAAACAGAGAAGACUAUGAGACAGUCACUGAAGAAGGAGUACAAGAAAUCGUCCGGAAAUAUCUGCUGCCCCAAGAAGAGUUCAGGGCAUUGCAAAAGCAUGUCAUGAAAUGUUUAUAAAUGACACUUUUGGGCACAGAUCAAAAUAUCCUGUCUGAAAACAAGGGUUUCAGAAUACCUAAUGAAUGUUGAUGUGUUAGAAAUGAAGUGCUGCUUAGAUCAACCAUUCAUACUGUAUUACAUACAGUGUAUCAUGUAAAUAAAAUGUUAUAACCGUUUUUAUUUCAUGUGUGUGGUGCAGAAUAUUUUAUUCAUUUGUAUAUUAUUAUAGGUAAAAGCUGUUAGCCUGAAUGCACUUGUGAGUCGCUUUGGAUAAAAGUGUCUGCUAAAUGCAUCAAUUUAAUUUAUUUUAUUUAUGUGCCAUGUGGUGUAAAAAUAACAUUAACGUCAAAUUAACAAUAACAAAAAAUAGAAUUGAAUUACUUCAAACUGUUGUGCUGUCAUACCACCUUCUCACUUUUCCUGUUUAAUUCACUGACAUUUGGUUUUAUGGCAAUAAAACGAUUUAUUUAUUUAUGUUUGCUUUUUAGUCCAUUAUUGUGUAAACAAUGUAUUGAGAUUUGACAGUCAGAUACAAAUAAAGAGUCUAAAAGAAUG
Molecule: messenger RNA, 1892 nt
Organism: Carassius gibelio (silver crucian carp)
Lineage: Eukaryota; Metazoa; Chordata; Actinopteri; Cypriniformes; Cyprinidae
Gene: gdpgp1
Product: GDP-D-glucose phosphorylase 1
Exons: 1
Coding region: 294-1355 (353 amino acids)
Biological process (GO): glucose metabolic process
Cellular component (GO): cytoplasm
Molecular function (GO): GDP-D-glucose phosphorylase activity
Source: RefSeq, a predicted model, not a curated record